AUGUCACGUGAACAAGUCGACUUUGAGAACCUGGAUUCUACACGAGAAGAUUUUGAAGAGCAAUUGAAGCAAAUUGAGCGAGUACAAGACGACCUUCUCCGAGAACUCGACACAGAACGCGCCAAAUUGAGCGAAUAUCAAGAGUUAUUGGUUCAGCAUCAGAAGAAGGGCAAGUUCUUGGACGAACUAAGAGAUUUUCGAUACAACCGUUAUGAUGACGAUCAUCUAAAUUCGAAGGGGGAAAAAUUCUUGCAAUUGGAGAUGGAAGCCUUAAAAUGGCAAUUGAAUGAACUAGAGCGAGACCUUCAAGCUUUGUGGGCUUCAGCACACAACCAUUCUUCUUGCAAAGUUUCACAAAACAAAGGAAACAGUCGUGAGUGUUCCAAGGAUGAAGCCUUAAAAGGCUUGGAACAAGGAGUUUCCGCCUUAAAAUUGGAUGUGAUCCAAGCCAAGUUGACCAAGGACAAAACAGAACACAGCAUUCAACACGAAAAGGACAGAGUUAAUGAGUUAAACAAGCACAUAUUAGCUUUGCUUAACCCAAGGAAACCACCAAAUCACAUUGACGUGGACCAAAUUUGCAUCGAUUCCAUGGAUCUACGGAGGAAAAUCGAGCAAGUAACUCGUCAAAGAAACCAUUCCGAGGUUCUCCUGGAAUUGAACCGGGAUCAGGUUCGAAAUCGACGGGAUUCAGGACUGCUUCGGUAUUCUCAAGUGGCCAAGAUCCUACAGGAUCCCAAUUUAGACGAGGAGGAUCGACGAGAUUGCCUUCGAAAUCUGACUCUUGCCUUGCUUGAGGUCCUUCAAGUGAAGGAUUGCGCCCUAGACCAACAACUCCGAUGGAACAAGUCUCUUGGAACUCGAUUGCAGCUAUUGAACCAAAAGAGGCCAGGUUUGAUCAAGGACGAAGAAACGCCCAUUUUGGAUCUUCCGACACAACACGAUGUGCAAGUGGAUUUCCAACAGCCUCAAACCACCAAUAAGCCUAACUUGAAACAUUCCUACCUGUGA
Tigriopus californicus is the source of this 1011-nucleotide messenger RNA. RefSeq lists its product as uncharacterized. The transcript is spliced from 2 exons. The record is from RefSeq and is a predicted model, not a curated record. Bases 1 to 1011 code for a protein of 336 amino acids. NCBI's taxonomy places the organism in Eukaryota, Metazoa, Arthropoda, Copepoda, Harpacticoida, Harpacticidae.